CGCCGGGCUGUCCCCGGGCUCCGACUCGGACAGCAGCGGCGUGGUGUGCGGCGGCCGCGGGGGCGCCGGGGGCAUGCGCGGCGCCCUGCCCCGCUCCUGGAGCCUGGAGAGCCUGCGCUCGGCCACCCCCGCUAUCCCUGAUGGAGUUCUGGACACAGCCAUCCGUGCUGAUGAGGCGGGGAGUGAGGAGGACCUGUAUGAAGACAUGCACAGCUCCAGUCACCACUACAGCCACCCCGGAGGGGGUGGUGAGCAGCUGGCCAUCAAUGAGCUCAUCAGUGAUGGCAGUGUGGUCUGUGCUGAAGCACUCUGGGACCAUGUCACCAUGGAUGACCAGGAACUGGGCUUCAAAGCUGGGGAUGUCAUCGAAGUAAUGGAUGCCACCAACAGAGAGUGGUGGUGGGGUCGUGUUGCCGACGGCGAGGGCUGGUUUCCAGCCAGCUUUGUGAGGCUGAGGGUGAACCAGGACGAGCCCGCGGACGACGCGGCUGUGCGGGCCGGGGACGGCGGGGCCGAGGACAGAGGGGCCGAGGCGCAGAGCAGCAGGGACCAGAUGCGGACCAACGUCAUCAACGAGAUCCUCAGCACCGAGCGGGACUACAUCAAGCACCUGCGGGACAUUUGCGAGGGCUACAUCAGGCAGUGUCGCAAGCGCGCCGACAUGUUCAGUGAGGAGCAGCUGCGCACCAUCUUUGGGAACAUCGAGGACAUCUACCGCUGCCAGAAGGCCUUCGUGAAAGCACUGGAGCAGAGGUUCAACCGGGAGCGUCCACACCUGAGCGAGCUGGGCGCCUGCUUCCUGGAGCACCAAGCGGAUUUCCAGAUCUACUCUGAGUACUGCAACAACCACCCCAAUGCCUGUGUGGAGCUGUCCCGGCUCACCAAGCUCAGCAAGUACGUAUACUUCUUUGAGGCCUGCCGGCUGCUGCAGAAGAUGAUAGACAUCUCACUGGACGGCUUCUUGCUAACACCAGUGCAGAAGAUCUGCAAGUACCCUCUGCAGCUGGCCGAGCUACUCAAGUACACGCCCCCCCAGCACAGGGAUUUCAAGGAUGUGGAAGCAGCCUUACAUGCCAUGAAGAAUGUGGCCCAGCUCAUUAAUGAACGGAAACGGAGGCUUGAAAACAUCGACAAGAUUGCUCAGUGGCAGAGCUCCAUAGAGGACUGGGAGGGGGAAGAUCUCCUGGUCAGGAGCUCAGAACUCAUCUACUCGGGGGAGCUGACUCGUGUUACACAGCCACAAGCCAAGAGCCAGCAGAGGAUGUUUUUUCUCUUUGACCACCAGCUCAUCUACUGCAAGAAGGACCUUCUCCGCCGGGAUGUGCUGUACUAUAAGGGCCGAGUGGACAUGGAUGGCCUGGAGGUGGUGGAUCUGGAAGAUGGGAAAGACAGAGACCUCCACGUGAGUGUCAAGAAUGCUUUCCGGCUGCUCUGCGGCACCACAGGAGAGAGUCACCUGCUGUGUGCCAGGAAGCCUGAGCAGAAACAGCGCUGGCUCAAGGCCUUCGCCAGGGAGAGGGAACAAGUGCAGCUGGACCAGGAGACAGGCUUCUCUAUCACCGAGCUGCAGAGAAAGCAAGCCAUGCUGAAUGCCAGCAAGCAGCAGGCCACUGGGAAGCCCAAAGCCCUCAGCCGGCCCUACUACCUGACACGCCAGAAGCACCCGGCACUACCCACCAGCCUGCCCCAGCAACAGGUCUUAGUACUGGCAGAACCCAAGCGGAAGCCUUCUACUUUCUGGCACAGCAUCAGCCGGCUGGCACCCUUCCGCAAGUGAGCCAGCUUCCCAUCUGGCAGCACUCUUGGGACCUGGCCCGGCAGUGGGCCUCCAGCCUUUUCCCCUGAGGCCCAGCGCAUGUGGCCUCCUCUGCCUCACGCACACUGGAAGCUACAGACUGAGUGAGAGAGCUGCUUGGCCCCCCAUUUGUGGGUUCUUCCCUACUACUGGUGCACAGAAGACACCAGCUGGAGGGGCAGGGGCCCACAGCAGUGAGCCUCCCACUGCCCCCUGGACUUCUAUGGGGCCUCCUGGGAGGCACAGUGCAGAGCCCCCGGCCAGGGCAAUGUGUGUGAGAAGACUGGCCGCUCUGAACCCUCUUCUCUGGACAUUUAAUCAUCCCUCCUCCUCUUUUCUCUGGGCAGGAAACCAUCUGCCUUUAGCCUCUGCAAAAUUGGGCUCUGUACACCUCUGCCCUCCAAAUGCCCCUCAGGCCCCCAGUCCCCCAGCUGCUGGUGCCAGGCAACUUGCAUCACUGGAGGGUGGGAAGUAGAAUUCUGUGCACAAAAAUGUCCAGCCCAGAGCCUACUCAUUUCUGCCUCCCAGCCCCUCUAGACACCCCUGGCUGCUGGACACCCUCCUCGUGAUGUGUUUGUUUAUAGUGGAGAGAAAACAAAACCAUAGUCACUGCAUACAUCUGUCAGGGUUCGUGACCAGUCCACAUAUAGCUGUGGGUUGACUCCAGAACCUGGUCCUUUUUUUUUUGGUUUGGAUUGUGUGGUUUUUCUAACAAUGGGGAAAAGAAUUGUUAUUAGUGACACAGAAAGAUUGCCUUACCCUAAGUGAGUGUGAGAAGCCAUAAGGACUGAAUUCUGUGGCCCAGCACCCAGGAUUGACCCACCAACCCAGAGGCCGGUGGUCAUGUGAGUUAAAGAGAAGCCCACAUCCCAAUGAGAAGGGUUACCCAUAGUACAACCAGAACCUGAGCUGUCUCUUGCCCACGGGGAUUCAGAAGCAUGUACAGUCAACUCUUGCACUAUACCUUCUCCAAGCCAGAAACCACAUUUAAUUUCAUAAAAAACUUAUGAAAAAUUA
Molecule: messenger RNA, 2812 nt
Organism: Canis lupus familiaris (dog)
Lineage: Eukaryota; Metazoa; Chordata; Mammalia; Carnivora; Canidae
Gene: ARHGEF4
Product: Rho guanine nucleotide exchange factor 4
Exons: 11
Coding region: 74-1777 (567 amino acids)
Biological process (GO): intracellular signal transduction
Molecular function (GO): protein binding; guanyl-nucleotide exchange factor activity
Source: RefSeq, a predicted model, not a curated record